Messenger RNA from Ostertagia ostertagi, 129 nucleotides. The record is from the annotation of a GenBank genome assembly. Lineage: Eukaryota; Metazoa; Nematoda; Chromadorea; Rhabditida; Trichostrongylidae.
GUACCUCUAGGCCGAUUAGGAACACCAAGCGAUUGUGCGGGAACUGUUGCGUUUCUGGUUUCUGACGAUGCUCGAUACAUCACCGGAGAGACUGUACUCAUCGCCGGUGGAGUGCAAGCAAGAUUGUAA